AAAAGAAUUCUUUGAGAUAUUAAAAAAAAAAGAAAUGACCACGGCUCAAAAUGGAUCGAAAGAUCUCGUUCAAAGAGCUGUCAUUACGACGGAUCCGCAGAAAGCAGUUUCGGAGUACUUUGUAUCCAAGCAGGAGGAACGUCAAUGUAUCAAAAAAUAUCCGGAAUGGGACAAAGCAAGGGUUUGUCCAGCAACCGAAGUUAUCAAAACUCGUCGAGAAUUGGCUCAGGUCGAAGAGAUACUGAAAGAAAAACAAGCGGAACGAGAGAUAAAACGUAAGCAUAUGGACGAGCAAUGGGAAGAAGCGAGAAAACAGCAAUUGCUGUUGCGGGAUUCUUUUAUAAAGUUUAAUACACUUGUGAAGGAAAACGUUGAGAAACGCGAGCGAGCGGAGCAAAAGAUCAAGGAGGAACAUGAGCGCCAAGAGAAAUGUAGACAAGAAAUCGAAGAAUUAAAGCAGAAACUGCGUUAUAUGGAAGGCGUACGUGAUAAAAUGCAACAAUAUGUAGGGGAAUAUAAGAAAUAUCAAAAUUAUUUGGAUAGAGUAGUAAACGAGACGGGGGAGUUUCAAUCGAUCAAUGAAAUUUUUAAUCGUUACGAAACUUUAAUCGAGGCCAGACAAGCGUUAUCUGAUCAUCAGGACAGAAACCUCCAAUUGCUAGAACAGAAAGGAACAGAAAUACAUCACUUGACUGAAGUCAAAUCGCAAGUAUUAAUGGGAUUGAAUAAUAAAGUAGCACAAUUGCAAGCGAGAUAUGAUCUGGCGAAAGUGCAAGCAUUGAAAUGGGAAACAAUUGUUUCGAAAAUAAAGGAGACCGCCGCCGCGAAGAAUUUGGAGCUGACGCAAGUGAAGGCGUGUUGCUGGAAUAUGUAUCAGCAGAUUUGUAAGAGGAAAGAUAUACCUGUCAAGGUAAGCAGCGAGGACGUCGAGCAACAGCUGGUUCACAUCAAGCGAACCAUUUUUGAAUUAAAACGAAUUAUCAAGACCGUCAAGAAGAAGGUGCGAGAAGAGAAAGGUUUGCCGCAUCGCGAAUAAAAGCAUACAUAUAUUACCGCGACUUAUACGGUGUCAUAAACUUGGCAGGUAAAUGAUAACAAAGCGGCAGUAAAUGAAACAAUUAUUGCUCUCUCUAACAAAAAAGAUAUAAAUUGUAUUAUCUUUAGAAAAAGCUGUUAUCGAAAAAAGAAUCUCAAAUCUAUCUGGGAUGAAAUAAAAUAAAUCUUUUUUUAGCGGA
Messenger RNA from Formica exsecta, 1235 nucleotides. Its product is annotated as coiled-coil domain-containing protein 42 like-2. The transcript has 4 exons. The record is from RefSeq and is a predicted model, not a curated record. Bases 35 to 1036 code for a protein of 333 amino acids. NCBI's taxonomy places the organism in Eukaryota, Metazoa, Arthropoda, Insecta, Hymenoptera, Formicidae.